Molecule: messenger RNA, 5667 nt
Organism: Brassicogethes aeneus
Lineage: Eukaryota; Metazoa; Arthropoda; Insecta; Coleoptera; Nitidulidae
Source: the annotation of a GenBank genome assembly
AUGAAUAAAAAGUUUAUUUUUGAAAGACAGGCCUUCCAGUCGUUCCUGUUAAUUCCCCAAUUUUUAGUGUUUAUUAAAAUGUCAUCCAGAGCUAGGCGAAUGGUGGAAGCCGUAAGAAAAAAUGAAGAUCGAGUGAUACAUGAACAAAAUGCCUCUGAUGAUAUUGAAGAAAACUACGAGUAUAACAACUUCACAAAUAACUCCUAUCCUCGCGUUGUCAUAGAAAGCCUUUAUUUCAUUCCAGAAAGUAUUUUUCCAAAUAAUGAUGAAGACCUGAUAAAAUCUUUAGAAAAUGAAAAACACGUGGUCCAAAAAGACGUGGUUCAGAAGGAUAUUGAAAAUUCAGUAGCUAAUCUUGACACUUUUCUGCCUGCUGAUGAUUUGGGUAGUAUUAAAGAUCGUGAUGCUAAUAAAUGUACAAAGUGUAAUAACUGCUACCACGCUAAAUGUGAAAAUGUGGAGUUAAGAGGAUUUCAUUUAAAAAAAUCGAAUUGGAGUUGCAAAUCUUGUAAUGAUGGAACUGAGAUAAUGAAAGAAGGUGGUAGAUCUAAAAAAAGAAGUCGCACGGAUCUAACAAGCUAUAUAGAGAUCGACUUUUUAAACCAAGUUCUUGAAAAAAUCAACCAUCUAGUAAACACAACAGAAAAAAUGAAUGAAAAGAUGGAUCAACUUAUAAUAGAGAAUACAAAAUUGAAAGAAGAAAUAAACAAAAUAAAAUCCGAGGAGAAAGUGAUAAACUCUACUAUAAAAACUGUGUCGUACUCCUCAGCUCUCAAAUCCGACAUAUCACGUAAUGAUAUUGGUGCUGGUGUAACAAUGGGUAGGCAAACGAAAAAUGGAGGCCUUAUCCUCAACUGUGGAGCGGAAAAAGAAAUAAGCACUAUACAGGCAGAAAUCCAAAAUCAGAUGGGGGACACAUAUGAAGUAGAUAGGCCGAAGUUGUUAAACCAUAGAAUACGAGUUAUUGGAAUUCACGAAAGUGAAUUUAACAAUACCGAUGAGGAGAUCCUUUUAAAGGUAUUAAAUCAGAAUGGAAUCGAAAAAAAAGAAAACACGAGAGUAAAAAUAUUGCGUAAAACUAAAGUGCUAAAUAAAAAAUUUAAAAUCAUUUUUGAGAUGGACAAUGAUUCAUACAAUUUAUUUAUUGAACGAGGAAAAAUGAACAUUGGGUGGAAUAGGUGUAUGUUGUUUAGUGACUUUGGAGUUAUUAAGUGUUAUAAUUGUUGUCGAUAUGGUCACAUUGCCAAAGACUGUAGUGAAAAGAAAGUUUGUCCUAAGUGUAGCGGUCCACAUGAUUUUAAUGAGUGUAAAAGUGAUGUCACUAGGUGUACCAACUGUAUUUUGUCCAAUGAAAAAUAUGGUUUAAAACUUAAAACUAAUCAUACCUCCUGGGAUAUUAAUCAAUCAAAAAACCUGUUCCAAGUUCCAAAAAACUGUAAGAGUGGUAAGUCAUUUAAAGUGUUUCAUUUAAAUUGCCGCAGUAUACGAAACAAGGUACUCGAACUAGAAACUUUGGCGGCGAACCUAAAUCCUCAAAUAAUGUGUUUCACCGAACAUUGGUUGUCUCCUGCAGAAAUUAAACUAUACAAUAUACAGAACUAUAAGCAAAUAAACAAUUUUAGUAGAGAACACAUAAAAGGUGGUGGUACUGUUAUUUAUGCGAAAACCAACUUGUCAAUGUGUCCUAUCUCGUACAACGUGACUGCCGUCGAAAGAGUUUUUGAAUAUACCUCCUCGAAACUGUAUUUAAAUAACAAAAAAACAAUAAUUGUUUGUGUAUAUCGUUCUCCAAAUGGUAAUAUUAAUGUAUUCAUUAAUCUUAUAAAUGAUUUACUUGAAAAUAUUAAAUGUGAAAAUUGUUAUGUAAUUGUUUGUGGGGACUUUAAUAUCGAUUUUGGUAAUAAUCAAAAUAUUAACAAUAAUUUAGUUUGCGACCUAUUCUCUUCUUUUGGAUUGCAUAGUCACGUAAAUGAAAACACAAGAGUAGGAACAAAUUCUGCAACAAGAAUUGAUAAUGUGUUUUCAAACUUUCCACUUCACUUAAUCACUUGCUCAGUUAUAGAAGAUGACAUUUCUGACCAUUAUGGUCAAAUGUUAACUGUUAAUGAGACAGAUUUAAAGGAAAACAGAUUAUUUGUGUACAGGCGCUCUUAUACUAAUUGGAAUAAAUCUAAUUUCUGCACAAAAAUUCGAGAACAGACUUGGCAAUGUAUUACACCCGGUAUCUCCCCUAAUGAUUACUUUAACUGUUUCUAUAAUACAUUUAUUUUUCACUUUAAUGCAUCAUUUCCCGUACGAAAAGUUUCAGUAACAAAUAGAAAUCGCCAUUGGGUUACAAACGAAAUUAAACAAUGGUCGAAAAAUCUUAGAGAACUCUAUUGGCUGACUAAACACUCAGAUCUCCAAGAAGUUAAAGACAAGAAAAGUUAUAACGAAAAUAGAAUACUAAAUUCCAAUAAUAUUAGUCGAGAAACCUGGAGAAUUUUCCACUCGCUAUCAAAUAAACGUAACACUGAAAAUGGAAACUUGCAAAUUGAACAUAAUGGAGUUUUAAUUCAAGAUCCAAAAAUAUUGGCAAAUCUCUUUAAUAAAACAUUUUUGAACGAUAUUGCGAAUUAUUGUUUUUCAAAUGGGGUAUUUCCUGACUCUUUAAAAAUAGCAAAAACACUACCAUUGUAUAAAAAAGGUGGUCCUACAAAUAUAAAUAAUUAUAGACCAAUAUCUCUGUUGCCUGUGAUGUCAAAAAUAUUUGAAAAACUGCUAAACACGCGUAUUAUUGCAUAUCUAAAAAGUCAUAAACUGUUAUCUCCAACGCAAUUUGGGUUUUUACCAAAAACCUCAACUACCCAUGCAGUGUAUAAAUCUAUUAAUGACAUUCUAGGCAAUCUAGAGAAUAAAUUUAUGGUCGCAGGAGUCUACUUUGACUUGUCAAAGGCCUUUGACAGCCUCCAUCAUGAAAUUCUGUUAAACAAAAUUGAGAGCUAUGGUUUCCGUGGCACAUCACUUAAUCUUAUAAGAUCUUAUCUUUCAAACAGAUUUCAGGUUGUUAGCAUAGAUUCUGAACAAAAUAAUCAAAAAGUAAAUUAUUUGUCUGAAAAACUGCAAAUUAAACCAGGCGUACCCCAAGGAUCAGUACUAGGACCAACCUUGUUUUUAAUCUAUGUUAAUGAUCUGUCAGUCAAACUUCAGGGCCUUUGUCAAUUCGCGGAUGACACUUCUUGUGUUGCUGUGGCUAGGACCAUUCCCAAUCUAUCGAAAUACACCGAAAAUAUAAUAAGUGUAAUGUCUCAAUGGUGCAAGGAAAAUGGUCUAUUGAAUACAACAAAAACCCAACUUAUGGUCUUUAAUAAAAAUUUUAAUGUUAACUUGCGCAGCCUUCUUGUCCGUUUUGAUGGAACGACAGUUGUAAAUAAUGACGUGGUUAAGUUUCUUGGACUCCAAAUAGACUCGAAAAUGUGUUGGGACUUUCAAAUUAAAACUGUCAUAUCAAAAGUCAAUUCUGCUAGUUAUCUAUUAAGAUAUCUAGGUAACCACGUCACUAUACAAAGUUUAAAAACAUUUUACUUCUCUUAUGUUCAGUCUGUUUUAAGUUAUGGUAUAAUAUUUUGGGGAUCCGGUGUUAAAUUUGAGUCGGUUUUUAUUGCUCAAAAACGUGCUAUGCGAGCAAUGUUAAAAAUAAGCAGAAGUGUAUCAUGCAAAGAAUAUUUCAAAACGCAUCAAAUAUUACCGCUGCCUUGUCUAUAUAUUUACCAUCUUUUGAUGUUUGUGAGACAAAAUUUAAACUUAUUCGUCAGAAAUAAUGAUGUUUUUAAUGGUAUGCAUACCAGGGGAGGUACAUUGCUAAGGGUUCCCACACAUUAUUCCGAAUUGUAUCAUCGAAGCGUUUUGUACAGAUCUGUUCAAGUUACAAAUAAGUUACCAAAUGAAAUUAAGGACAUCCCAUCAAUUACAGAAUAUAAAUAUGCUGUAAAAGAUUUUCUUCUCCAGAACUGUUUUUACUCUUUUAAUGAAUUUAAACCUUUAGCCAAAAAACCAAGAAGCAAUUUCGUUCAUGAAACCGCUGAGACUGAAUUAUUGAAAUCUAAAAAUCAGACCAGUGGAUCUGAAGCUGAAGGAAAAGCUGAAGGAGAAGCUGAAGAAGAACCUGAAGAAGAAGCAAGAAGUAUGAAACGGAAAAGAACAAAAGACCCUCAAAGAUGGAAAAGGCAAAUAAUAAAAAAAGUGCAAUCGGGAGAAGAGCACAGAACAAAAUCAGGACGAAUUAUAAAAAAGAAAGUUAUGAAGGAAGCAUGUAAAUGUAGGAAACACUGUUCCGAAUCAAUAAACGACGAAAAGAGAAAACAAAUUUUUGAUAAGUUUUGGUCAAUGUCAAAUUAUAGCAGGCAGUCAGCGUUUGUGGGAAGUUGUGUAAGAAGAGUACCAAAAAAGAGAGUAAAACCACAAGACGGUGAACAGCCUAGAAAAAAGUCCUCCUUAAUAUACAGCUUUUCGAUCAAAUCAGAGGAGUCAAAUUUAAGUACACAUGUGGGUGAUGACCGCCUUAAAAAAAAGGAUGUUUCAGUGACUGGCACCGUAACACCUGAUAAAAGAGGUAGGCACUCAUCUCGACGAUUCGUCAUUUCUGAAGUUGUUAAAAAGAGCAUUAGAGAUCACAUAAACUUGUUCCCCAGAGUGCCGUCUCAUUACUGCAGAGAAAACACAUCCAAGGAGUAUCUGGAAGAUGGUCUAAGCAUUGCAAAAAUGUACCGUCUCUAUAGGGAUUGGUGCUCUGAGAAAAAAUUAAAUUUACCAAAAAAAGAUAGAUGUGAGACCUGCGUUGAUUUUGAGUUGAAGGUUUUAAAGACUCCUGACAUAAUAAACUCUUAUCAGAAACAUUUGGAUGGAAAGAAGAGAUCAAGAGAAUUGAAAGAAGCCGACAAGCUCAGAGCCGCCGACAAGAACGAAAAGUUUUCUGUGUGCUGUUUUGAUUUGCAACAAGUUAUUCAGAUUCCUCAGUCAAACACCUCUGUAUUUUAUUACAAGCUAAAGCUCUCAACUUUUAAUUUAAGUAUAUUUGAUAUGGCUACAAAGGAAGGCUUCUGCUUCAUCUGGCAUGAGCAGAUUGGUAAAAGAGGAGCAAACGAAAUAAGUAGUUGUGUGUAUCGAUUUUUAAUGGAGAAGGCCAAUGCGGGUUAUAAAGAAGUAACUUUAUAUUCCGAUAAUUGCAUCGGUCAAAAUAAGAAUAGGAUGAUAGUUUCAAUGUAUUAUUAUAUUUCAAAAAAAUACAACAUCUCAAUAUGCCAUAGGUUUCUUGAGCCCGGCCAUACACAAAACGAGAAUGACAGCAUUCAUGCUUUAAUAGAAAGAAAGAAAAGAGAAAUGGAUUUAUUCACACCUGACCAGUUCAUUCAGUUAGUAAAAAUGGCUAAAAUCUCGGGAAAACCAUAUAAGUAUGAUUAUGACGACAAUGAACCUGUUAUUCUACAGUUAACAAAUAAAACGACACGAUUAUCUGGAUCUACAAAAGACUUACAAGAAUUAAAACAAUGCUACAGCUCUAAAAUUCCUCUUACUAAAAAAAAGUAUGAGCACUUACAGUUUUUAAAGAAUAAGGUACCUGAAACAUAUCGCUAUUUCUACGAGUCCCUAACAUUUUCAGAAGAUGUUCGCGAUAAUGAUUCUGACUAA